GGUUCCUAGUGAAUACACCCCAGGGCAGGGCCAGUUUAGCUCGAAUCCGCCAACCAGCUGAGAACAAACACAGCUGCCUUCUCAUGACGUGACAGGUUUUAAUGGUGGUAUAAAAAGCUGCAGUUUUCUUUUUCUGCCAACUCGUCUCGAGGUUUCACUAUACGGUUUAAGAUUAUACGUUCAUUACAGCGGCAUCAACACAAAGGAUUUUACCUUGUUUUUUCCUGAUCUAACUUUUCGCUAUUUUAUUCACGGUAAACUUUUAACAUGUUCAUAGCCCUACUGUCUGUAAAUGUUGGUUUACUUAUGGAGAAUGUAGUACAAAGUUAAAUUGAUGUUAAUGGCUAUGCUUUGAUACCGUGUUUUUCUUUUCUUGUAUCCUGGUUGGUGUAGGCUACAGAGUUUUAUUGACCUGUUUUGUUGUCUUGUUUUUCAGAAUUUGUAGUAUGUUUUUUGGAUACAUCGUUUUUGAACGUUUUUCUAUGGAAGAACAAGGCAACCAAAUCAUAAUUGAAAGUAAUUUUGACCAGAGGGACGCCUUUAGAGAAUCCUGAUCUCUGCCAUCACCGUCCUUGGUCACUUGAGUAAAGGUAAAGUAGGCCACAUUAUCUAUAAGAAAAGUUGGAUAAAGCUUUUUCGCCUGAUCUCUAGAUGUAAUAAUGCAUAGCCUAAUUUUUAUUUAGUAAAUAGUAAGUUGAAAUGUCUUCAACAUUAAUAUAAUUAUAAUUCACCAUUAAUAUAAAUUAACAUAGGCUUGUCUGUUAUUUUGAAGUUGUGGAGUUAAUGCUUUUGUUUUCACGAUCACUACAUUGUAUCCCUGCAUGCAGUGUUGGCUGAAUAAUCACUAUCUGAUUCAGCAUCGCGUAAACCGGGUACAGCUCUUCCUUUGUUGACUCGAGUCAUUUGCUUAGUCGUGUGCUACUGACAUGGUAACAGGCAGAUCCGCCAAUGGGGAUGUUUCAUGGCAGUUCCGCAAAUUGAGUAGACCACUGAGCGAGGUCUGAAACAACUGCUUGCCUACAGUUUGAACUAAGCCCCUCCAAUUUCCACUUGCUUUGGAGGUAAAAAGCUCCACCAAUCUGUCAUUAUGGCGAAACAUCACCAUUUCUACAAUUUAUCUUCUUAAAAUCAGGUUUUAAGCAUAACCUUUCCCUACACUGCUAACCUAAUGCCUACCCCUAACCUUAAAUUAAGACAUUUUAAUUAUUAAUAAAUGUUUAUGAUAUAGCCCAUUUUGACUUUGUGGCUGUGGUAACUAGUGACAACCUGCUUGUUGCUAUCCUCUCAGCCAUCAUUGUUUUGGUCUCACAUGCUGAGUGCUCAUUGGCUAUUGGCAGUAGUCCUUGUCCAACUGCGUCGUAGCCCUGCUUAAACUACAAGACGCACAAACAAAAUGUCUGAAUUUUAGGGACAUCCGACAGGAGUCUGGAGAACGGAACAGCCAUCAUUAGUGUGUCCUUGACCUGCUCAAACUAUGCGAGUCCCGACGUACUGAUCCUAGCCCAAGUUCAUAGGAUUUCACCCUGAUCGGCAAAACAUGGCAACUUCGUGGUGAAAUUGUGUAGUGUAUCAGCAUUAGAAUAGUUGAAUACACAAGGUGCAAGUUCGAAAUUUGGUUGUGCAUCAGCAGUUUUCUCAUGGUUUGUCGGUCACUCAAUUAGCCAUUUCAGCUAAUAAAAGUUUGAUUGGUAAGUUAGUCUAGCCAUUUAUCUAAACUUGUAGUAAUCAUGGCUGAAUACCGACUCUGCCCAGGGGCCCUGACCUCCAGGCCCCCCCAUUUGAUUUAGUUAGUUACUCUCAGUCAGAUAUCAUUAACAUGGCAUAAGUCAGGUAGCCUAGGGGUGAAGAGUGUUGGGCCAGUAACCAAAAGGUCGCUGGUUCGAACCCCCGACCUGACUAGGUGAAAAGUCUGUCGAUAUGCCCUUGUGCAAGGUACUUAACCCUAAUUGUGCCUGUAAGUCACUCUGGAUAAGAGCGUCUGCUAAAUGACUAAAAUGUGUAGAAUUGCAGGAAAUUUCAUUUAAAACUGCAAAAAUAUCUCUGCUCAAUGGUAAAAUGUGUAGAACUGCAGAACAAUAACUUUAAAACUCACGUAUGGCCCCAAAAAGGCUAGAGCUGGCCCUGGCUACCAUGGUCUAGUUGGAAUUGUUGUGCCAACAUACAAUUGUGAUAUGGAAACAUGUCAGUGAAAUUAUGAAUAUUGCCAAUUAUUUGAAAAAUUGUUAAUUUGUCCCUCUCCCUUUUCAGAAUUGGGCAGAGUUCCCUUCGUCUUCACCUCAUCAGUCUUCUUACAUUUUCACAUACCAUUUAUCUGGAUAAAAUGGUUGGAUUCAGACCUGCUGACGUGCCCCCAACCGCUGCUGUGAAGUUUAUUGGUGCUGGAACAGCGGCCUGCAUUGCUGACCUAUUCACCUUUCCCUUGGACACAGCCAAAGUCCGGCUACAGGUAAGCCUAUGGAUCAUGUGUUCUUUGUUGAAAUGGACUGGUGGGGUCCUCUAUUGUAGCGCCAUGAAAUGGAUCACCCAAGCAUUUGCCACCUGGUUUUGUUCAGCAGAUGGGGACCCAGGAUGGUUGGAACUGGUCAUCAUUUCUCAAAUUAAAUCACAUGUGAAAGGGCUCAUUUGACUGGUCAAAUGUGGUGAGCCAUCAUACUAAAAGGGAUGCUUGACAUUACUGCUGCAUCAAUAUUUUUACUGGCCAUGGGUCCAAAUUCUGAAACUUGGUUGGUCCACAAAAUGGCACCAAAUCCAUCACUGACCCCAAAAUGUCCCCUUUCAUUUCUGGUUAAUUGUAUUUACCCUUUUUUUUGUUUUUUGCCAACAUUAAAACUGACUUGCACCUUCUAUUUCCUUCAAUUUUGUUCCUCCCGACUUCCUUCCCCAACUAAGCGGCCCAGGAGGUGAUGGUAAAGCCGUUGGAAUCUGCAGACCCUGGAUGUAGCGUCAUGGACACUUGUGCCUGGACCCCCGUCCUCCCCAUGCUCCCUCCCCAGUGUCUGUUAAGUCUCGCUAUGCCCCUUUUGUUCCGCACAGAUCCAGGGAGAGGAGAAAGGUACAGCAGUGAGGUAUCGGGGCGUGUUUGGUACCAUCACCACCAUUGUGCGUACAGAGGGGGCCAGGAGCCUCUACAACGGGCUGGUGGCAGGGCUCCAGAGGCAGAUGAGCUUCGCCUCCGUCCGUAUCGGCCUCUAUGACUCUGUCAAGUCAUUCUACACCAAAGGCUCAGACCGUGAGUAGGCUACACAUCACAUACUGUAUGCCAACAUCGUGACCCUUUUCAAACGAUACUCAUUCUCUUGAAAGUGGAACUCCCACUGUUCUAACUGCCCCUUUCUCUCUCCAGAUGUAGGGAUUGGCAGUCGCCUGCUGGCGGGCUGUACCACUGGAGCCAUGGCAGUCGCAUUAGCCCAACCCACAGAUGUGGUGAAGGUCCGCUUCCAGGCACAGGCUAGUUCCUCUGGGCCAAACCGGCGUUACCAUGGUACCAUGCAGGCCUACAAGACCAUCGCCAAGGAAGAGGGCAUGCGUGGUCUGUGGAGAGGUGGGUGUUUGCUUGAUCACAUGGAUCAUUUGUGCCUUUGUCCAAUGUUUUGGUCUGCCAGUAUUGCAAAUGUUUCCAUCCCCACCUUGCAGGUACUGGCCCAAACAUUGCCCGCAAUGCUAUCGUGAACUGCACUGAGCUGGUUACAUAUGACCUCAUCAAGGACGCACUUCUUAAAAACACUCCCCUGACUGGUGAGCCUUUGUCAUGACACAUAUUUAAACCCUCAUACUUCUCUCUGGUAUUGUGAUGCCUCUCCUUAACCCUUUUCAUUCGCCCUACAGAUGACCUCCCCUGCCACGUCACAUCUGCAUUCGGUGCAGGAUUCUGCACCACUGUGAUUGCCUCUCCUGUGGAUGUUGUGAAGACGAGAUAUAUGAACUCUGCCCUCGGCCAGUACAGCAGCGCCCUCAACUGUGCUCUUGCCAUGGUGACCAAGGAGGGACCUCUUGCUUUCUACAAAGGGUAAGCCAUAUGUCUUAUGAAUAAGUGUUUUAGUUGCCUGGAGUCUCCUGGACUGGGUUGCACCAGAUGGAUUGUUUUGCAGGGCUCGUACACCUUAUCGGUCAGUGCUUUGAAUAUAGCUGUUGCUGCUUGCUUUGUAUCAUUCAAAUUCAUGUCUAACAACCUGGUCAUUACGCUGAACAAAAACGCAACAUGUUAAGUGUUGGUCCCAUGUUUCAUGAGCUGAAAAAAAAAAAAUCACAAAUGUUCCAUACGCACAAAAAGCUUAUUUCUCUCAAAUGUUGUGCACAAAUUUGCUUACAUCCCUAUUAGUGAGCAUUUCUCCUUUGCAAAGAUAAUCCAUCCAUCUGACAUGUGGCAUAUCAAGAAGCAGAUUAAACAGCAUGAUCAUUACACAGGUGCACCUUGUGCUGGGGAAAAUAAAAGGCCACUUUAAAAGUGCAGUUUUGUCACACAAUACAAUGCCACAGAUGUCUCAAGUUUUGCGGGAGCACGCAAUUGGCGUGCUGACUGAAGGAAUGUCCACCAGAGCUGUUGCCACAGAAUUUAAUGUUCAUUUCUCUACCAUAAACUGCCUCCAACUUUGUUUUAGAGAAUAUGGCAGUAAGUCCCACCAGCCUCACAAUCGCAGAUCAUGUGUAACCACGCCAGCCCAUCCGGUUUCUUCAACUGCUGGAUCGUAUGAGGGAGGGGUGGGGGGGGGGGCUCCCCAGUGGGUGGACCCCUGCCCAGUGAUGUGAAAUCCAUAGAUUAGGGCCUAGUGAAUUUAUUUCAAUUGACUGAUUUCCUUGUAUGAACUGUAACUCAGUAAAAUCCUUGAAAUUGUUGCGUUUUAAUUUUUGUUCAGUCGUUUAUUUCCUCCUCCCCCUCCGGUUAAUUGAAGCUUUUGCCUUGAUCUGAGUUGUCUCAAUUCUCUCCCUACAGGUUCAUGCCCUCUUUUCUACGACUGGGCUCGUGGAACGUGGUGAUGUUUGUUACAUAUGAGCAGCUGAAACGUGCCAUGAUGUCAGCCCGCCAAAACUAUGGCACUCCUCUGUAGACCUGGCCAUUGGCUGCAGUGGAUGGUGAUGCUGUGUUGCUCAUAUUCCAUUUAACUAUAUUUUGUGGCCCUUGUAGUUUCCAUUUUAAACCACUUUUCACUCACCUUUCACUGAAGCAUAUUCCUGAGACUGAAGAGCUUGUCUUUCUAUUGUCUUUUUUAAGUGCUUUAACCUUUGACAAUAAAAUGUAUACUUGUAAUUACGACUUCUGUCUUUUUU
Coregonus sp. 'balchen' is the source of this 5265-nucleotide messenger RNA. Lineage: Eukaryota; Metazoa; Chordata; Actinopteri; Salmoniformes; Salmonidae. The record is from the annotation of a GenBank genome assembly.